GUUCGAAGCUUGUAAACCCCUUAAACCUCUACCAACAUUUGCGUGUCUUUGCACUUAAACCCUACAACUUUAUCUUUUUUUUGUUCUUCUCCAGCAGACCAGCACAAUGUAUCGUGUAGCAUCUUCACUGAUCAGGUCUUCUGCUGCUAAACGACUGGUAAACAGUAGGGUAAUUGCGAGUAGGAAUUAUGUUGCCAAAGAUGUUAAUUUUGGUGUUGGAGCUCGAGCAGCAAUGCUGCAAGGAGUUAAUGAGAUUGCUGAAGCUGUCAAAGUCACUAUGGGACCUAAGGGUUGCAAUGUAAUCAUUGAAAGGAACCAUAAAGACCCUAAAGUCACAAAAGAUGGUGUUACGGUUGCCAAGAGCAUUAAGUUUCACGAUAGAGCUAAGAAUCUUGGUGCAGAACUCGUAAAACAGGUCGCGAAGGCUACAAAUACUGCUGCUGGAGAUGGAACAACGUGUGCUACUGUCUUGACUCAGGCAAUUUUAGUGGAAGGAUGCAAAUCCAUAGCUGCUGGUGUAAAUGCAAUGGAUCUGCGUACUGGGAUCAAUAUGGCAGUUGAUGCUGUGGUGUCCAACUUGAAAAGUAAAGCGGUGAUGAUAAGUACCCCAGAGGAAAUCACACAGGUGGCUACUAUAUCUGCUAAUGGUGAGCGUGAAAUUGGUGAAAUCGUUGCUAGGGCAAUGGAGAAAGUUGGAAAGGAAGGCGUUAUCACUGUUUCCGAUGGAAACACAUUGGAUAAUGAACUAGAGGUGGUGGAGGGCAUGAAAUUAGCCAGGGGUUAUAUUUCUCCUUAUUUUAUUACCCAUCAGAAGACCCAAAAAUGUGAACUUGAGAAUCCGUUGGUUCUAAUCCAUGAGAAGAAAAUAUCAGAUAUGGCGUCCCUUGUUAGAGUAUUGGAGUUGGCUCUUCAGAUGAAUAGACCUCUACUAAUAGUUGCCGAGGAUAUUGAGGGUGAUGCCCUAACCAUGUUAAUUCUCAACAAGCAUCAAGCUGGACUUAAGGUUUGUGCCAUUAAAGCUCCAGGAUUUGGAGAAAGCCGGAAAGCUAGCCUUGAUGAUCUAGCUGUAUUUACAGGAGGAGAGGUGAUCUCAGAAGAGUGUGGUUUGACUCUCGACAAGAUUCGACCGGAAAUGCUUGGUUGUGCGAAGAAGGUUACCAUUUCUAUGGAUGACACUAUUGUUUUAAAUGGAGGGGGAGACAAGAAGCUGAUAGAAGAGCGCUGCGAAGAGCUUAGAACUUCCAUGGAGAAUAGUACUUCAACAUUUGACAAAGAGAAGGCACAAGAAAGAUUAUCAAAGCUUUCUGGUGGUGUUGCUGUCUUCAAGGUUGGAGGUGUUAGCGAGGCUGAAGUUGGUGAGCGAAAGGAUAGGGUCAUAGAUGCUGUGAAUGCUACAAAAGCUGCUGUCGAGGAGGGUAUUGUGCCCGGUGGCGGCGCUGCUCUCCUCUAUGCUACAAAAGUUCUGGAGAACAUCCCGACUAAAAAUGAUGACCAGAAAAGAGGAGUUCAAAUAGUUCAGAAUGCUCUCAAGGCACCUACAUUUACCAUUUUGUCGAAUGCUGGUCAUGAUGCUCCGUUGAUAAUUGGCAAUUUGUUGGAAAAGAAUGAUGAAACUGUCGGUUUUGAUGCCUCUAAAGGCGAAUACGUGAACAUGGUAAAAGCAGGAAUCAUCGAUCCUGUUAAAGUUAUUAGAACAGCAUUGGUCGAUGCUGCAAGUGUUUCCUCUCUUCUGACCACAACGGAAGCUACUAUCAUCGACCAUCCCGAACAGAGCAGAGUCCCACAACGCGUGCCCGACAUGGAUCAAAUGGACUUGUGAUAAUUUGCUUCAGAAACUUUCUUGUAAUUUAGUCGAAACGUUGCUCUUCUUUGUAUUUCGAUCUUCAGACUUCGAGCACUGAAACAUUUUUUCCGGGAAUUUCUCAUCCAUUUAUUUGAGUUAAAUUGAAAGUGUAAAACACUGCACCAAGAGCUUCUUUAUAACGGUGGAAUGAGAUGAAAUCAAACCCAA
This is a messenger RNA of Amaranthus tricolor (Joseph's coat), 2011 nucleotides long. Its product is annotated as chaperonin CPN60-like 2, mitochondrial. The coding region runs from base 107 to 1819 and encodes 570 amino acids. Gene Ontology annotation, cellular component: mitochondrion; cytosol. The transcript is spliced from 18 exons. Gene Ontology annotation, molecular function: ATP-dependent protein folding chaperone; ATP binding. NCBI's taxonomy places the organism in Eukaryota, Viridiplantae, Streptophyta, Magnoliopsida, Caryophyllales, Amaranthaceae. The record is from RefSeq and is a predicted model, not a curated record. Gene Ontology annotation, biological process: protein refolding.